Messenger RNA from Myiozetetes cayanensis, 4043 nucleotides. RefSeq names its product glycerophosphodiester phosphodiesterase domain containing 2 (gene GDPD2). The transcript is spliced from 17 exons. Gene Ontology annotation, biological process: lipid metabolic process. Gene Ontology annotation, molecular function: glycerophosphodiester phosphodiesterase activity. The record is from RefSeq and is a predicted model, not a curated record. Lineage: Eukaryota; Metazoa; Chordata; Aves; Passeriformes; Tyrannidae. Bases 1625 to 3250 code for a protein of 541 amino acids. Gene Ontology annotation, cellular component: membrane.
AUAAGCUAAUAAGCUUAAAAGAAAAUAUCACAUACAUGCCUACUUGAAAAUCAUUUCGCAAACAGCUAAGAAUGCACCUCCAGCAGAGAUAGCCCCCAGGCACACACAGAUUCAAGACACUACAGUACAAAUCACUUAAGCUGCUAAUACAAUCCCACUUUGCUCAUUGGAAGGGGCCUUUAGUUAUUCUAAAGGUUCAGGCAGGUGUAGCCACUUCAAGCUGACAGCAGAGAAACACCAAGCCUGGAGAGCGUUUUCCUUGCACAAGCUUCACGACCAAGCCCUACUUCUCCAGAACCAGUCCCUUGCAGCAGGUCCCUCAGGUGGGAAGGGGUUUCUGUUGUGAAGUUCUGCCUUAGAGUUGAGCCUCUCCACCACCACAGGACACUCAGUUUUCUGUCACUGGAAAACUAAAAAAAUCAACAGCUUUCUGCUGUGCUUUCUAGAGGUGACUCUUCAUCACAGCAGCUCAGACACAUCAUCAAGCCUCUCCAUGCUCUCAACCACUUCACCUGAAAAAGUAGGAAGAGUCUUUUGCAGGCCAGGAUCCAAAGAAGGCCUCCCAGGAUACAAACCAAAAGAGAUUCAAUUUACGCUUUCCAAAAUUCAAUGGAAAAAAAAAAAAUUCCUUCCUGCCCACCCCCAAGCCAAUAUGUGACACCAAGAAAAUGUUUUUCUCACAACUGCACAAAAAACACCUUUGGCUGUCUGAGGCAGGCACCUUUGCCCUCAAACACAAGUAUUUUGCCCAUAAAUACUGAACACUGGAAACCACAGGCAGCUAGAAACUAAGCCCCAGAGAUAGCUGAUUACACAGCAGUUCUGAGAAAAUACAGAAGAAAGUACUAAGAGUGCAGACCACUAGCUAGAAAUCCCACACAGCCCUCUGUACUAGUUAAAGGGUCAGAAGAAAAUUCCCAUAGUAGUAACUAAAACAGAGCCAUUUUAGAUACUCACAGUAGGUAUUUAUAACAGUUAAAUAAGAAAAUAGAUGUUAGACGCUACCAAAACCUUUCUUCUUUAACAACUGCAAUAUUUUUCCUAUAUUAAAUAAUUCAGAAGAGCCUGUAGCCAAAGAUAUUUACAGCUGAAAAAGGCCCUAAGUAGGUACAAAAAAAAUAAGUCAUAAAUGAAAAUGGCUAGGAAAUUAUACUUCCAGUGAGCAUAUAAAGUUAAACUAACUGUUCUAGACCCAAAGUGUUAUCUUUAUAAAUAAAAAAUGCUUCUUUUUUAACAAUACUACAAUACUGACCUUCUUGUAACACAGCUACCCCACCAGCCACCUAAGGACACACAAACACCACAACCUCACCACAUUACUGGCCACUCCCUACCAAGGGCCCUUUAUAUAAACCGACCCUUAACACAGCCCUGGGGGGCUGGUCCUAUAAAUUUGGCAAUGGCAAACAGCUGCUGCUUAUAUAAACAAGAGUGCUUGAAACAAGAAGUUGUUUCUGCCUGACUUAGAGAGAGGAUAGAAUCCUAUGAAUGGUGAGACUUGCAGGGGAUCAGAAGGGGCACUCCUUGAGCGAGGACUGACCUGAACCCCUGGCUGUGACAACGCUUGACUACAAAGCAGGCACUUACAGGACACCUGACCUCUGCUGUGGGACAGUCUGAUGCUAUGGCAGACCCCCCUGCCUGCUGUGCUGCCUGUGCCACCUGCCUGCUCUGCCCCUACAGCUGCCGGUGGAUCACUGCCAAGAAGGAGAAGAGGAAGGGCCUGAGAACCACCAAGUGUGACUGCAGCUGGUUCCUUUUCCUCUUCUGCGUCUUCCUCUUCACACUGGUGUGGCUCUACUUCGCUAUCAUCAUCCUCAAUGAUUUCCACAACUUCAACGAGUUCAUCUUCAAACAGAGGAAGUUGUGGCUCGACUGGUCCCUGGUCCUGCUCAUAGCUACGGCUGUGCUGAUCACCUACUCAUCUGUGCUGCUGGUCCUUGCUUUGUGCUUGCAGCUCUGUGGCCAGCCCUUGAAGCUCCACUGGCUGCACAAGAUCCUGCUGAUCCUAACUGCCCUGGUGGUGGCUGCAGCCUUCACAGGGCUGGGAAUAAAGUGGGCAGAGGAGUGGAGAAGUGCACGUAUCUCUCUGCAGGCAACAGGUCCCUUCCUGCACAUUGGAGUCGUGGGGGGAAUGACGCUCCUUGCCUGGCCCCUGGCCAGCUUUGUGUACCGCACCCGCAAUACAGGUCUCAAGGUGUUUCUGCUGCUUAUGUACUGCACGGUGAUGAUUGCACUGUAUCUGGCUCCCCUGGGAAUCACCUCCCCUUGUCUCAUGGAGGAGAACCAGCUGCCCCCCAAGCCAGCCCUGGUUGGCCAUCGAGGAGCACCCAUGCUGGCCCCCGAGAACACCCUCAUGUCACUGCACAAGGCGGUGGACUGUGAUGUGCAAGUCUUUGAGACAGACGUCAUGGUGAGUGCUGAUGGAGUCCCAUUCCUCAUGCAUGAUGAGGAACUCACCAGGACCACCAAUGUGCAGGCUGUGUUCCCUGAGAGGGCUGCCCUGAACAGCACUGCCUUCAACUGGACAGACCUCCAGCAGUUGGAUGCUGGCAGCUGGUUUCUGGAGCGGAGCCCGUUUCCCACCGUGCCGAGUCUUUCUGCUGGUGAUCGCCACCAGGCAACUAAACAGAGGAUCCCCUCCCUGGGACAGGCCCUCGAGGCAGCCAAGCAGAGCAAUAUCUCCAUCAUGUUCGACCUCCGGCCUGAGAACCACAGUGACUACCAGAGCUUUGUCAAUGCCACCCUGGCAGUGAUCUUACAGUCCGGCAUCCCACUACAGCAGGUCCUCUGGCUUCCCGACGGGUUCAGGGAACAGGUCAAACAGCAAGCCCCGGGUGUUCAGCAAGUCUAUGGCCGGAAGAGACUCCAGAAUGAGAAGGAGCCGCUACUGCAUGUCAAUCUGCCCUACCAGGACAUGAGCUCUGAGGAGAUAAGGCAGUACCGCCAGGACAACAUCUCUGUCAACCUAUAUGUGGUGAACCAGCCCUGGCUCUUCUCCGUGCUCUGGUGCUCUGGGGUGAGCUCUGUCACCACCAAUGCCUGCCAGGUGCUGAAGGAAAUGAAACAACCCAUCUGGCUGCUUCCCAGCAGCACAUAUCUCAUGAUCUGGAUCGUUGUAGACUGCGUUUCCUUCCUUACCAUCCUCUGGGCCUUCCUCUUGCUGAAGAAAUGCUCCCACAGAAGACGGCCAGCGGAGUCUGAGACGGAUGUGCUGCUCACAAAGAUCAACAGCUUGAUGCAAGAGUGACCCCUCUUGCCUGCGUCAGCCGUGGGGAGGGGCAGCCACAGCCCUGCACAGCUCAAGCGGGGAGCGCUCCUCAGGCCAGCUUCAAGGCUCCUUUCCUUUGCAGGCUCCUUCCUGAGCCUCACUUCUCCCGUAGCCUUCCUGGCUCUUUUCGUGGUACACAGCUGCCCUCAGCUGAAAAGACUUGGAACUGGGUUCCCAUUUCCCAUUGGCAGCGAGGAACUAAAGCUUUGCAGGGAUUGCCUAGGGUGGAAUACUUAUCCAGCAGAGUUGGAGCUGAGACCUCUGCCUUGCGGUUUGGACACUAGUGGGGUUUUGGGUCACUGGUGCAGGGGCAGUCUCUACCUGUCGUCACUGCAGUGGCACUGCAGCCACUCAAGGACACCUGGUUUUCGUGUUGUUCCUCUGGCUUGAGGAGUAGAGAAUGGGGUGUGGGGUGGCUUUUCACAAGACGGAGGGGGAGCUGAGCUCUUUGCAUCCCCAUGCUGGACACAAAUCCUGCCCCUGCUGGCUUCAUGCUUAUGGGCCAGGGUCCCGGCACUCCAUGCAGCAGUUAAUGCCUGUUGCUCUGGGGGGGAAAAGGAGCAGGGCUGGGAGUGGGGCGUGUUUGGGGCUGGCGGGAUCACAAUCACACUGCUGCUGCGGCUCCAAGGCUGCAGAGGGGAGCGAUGGGACUCGGCAUCAAGACACGUUGCAGCAGGGCCUGGAACACGGAAAGGGGGUCGGGGGGUGGCAACAUGUCAGUUUUUCCUGUCAGUUUUACUUGUUGCUGCCUAUUUAUGUCAAUAAAGCAGAG